This is a messenger RNA of Anas platyrhynchos (mallard), 2918 nucleotides long. The record is from RefSeq and is a predicted model, not a curated record. NCBI's taxonomy places the organism in Eukaryota, Metazoa, Chordata, Aves, Anseriformes, Anatidae.
AUAUCUUUUCCUGUGAAGGCUGGAUAGACCACAUACACUUUCAAAAAAGGAAGUGCACAGUGAAGGACAAAGAACAUUUUUGACUCUCCAGUACAGCACAUACUUUUUAGCAGACUUGUAUGAGACAGAGACGCAAAAACUAUGGACAGCAAAACAGAUGUGAAGUCACUCAUGGCGAAAUUUAACGCGGGUAACAACCCCUCAGAGGACGUUUCUGGUAACAGUCGACCCUUCAAAAUUGCAGGACAACCUCUCCAUUCAGGAUUACAGACAAGGAAAGCAGCACUUGAGAAAUUUGCAAGUCAAGGAAAUGCAACUACUCCUUCAGGACCCAGUACCUUUCACAAACCUGUUCAUCCUAAGACUGCUCUGGGGGUCAAGCCUUCAGCUGAUGAUAAGACAGAAAAGGAUCCAAAGCCCCCAUAUUUGAAACCAGUGGCACAAAGGUUUGGGGUUCAGCUUCAGACAACUAAUAGGGACAAUGAUGGAAAAACUGGAUGCACUAAACCCACUACCAAAACCAGUGACUUGGCAAAAGAAGAGCCAAAGCCUCUGUAUCCAAAACCUGCAGGCAACAAGCCUCUUAGCACUGCUCCUCAUGAGAAAGAAAAAAGACCUCUGGGAACAAAACCAAAUUCAAAUUUUGCACCACAGGAGAGUGAGGCAAAACCAGUAUUUUCAAAAGUAGCUGGAGUUAAGGAAAAGUUCAUGUCCGCAUCACAAGAAAAUGAGCCCAGGCCUCCUUCCUCUAAACCAGCUCUUGCACAGAAGCCUUCUCUAAACCAUGAGGUCUCCCACAGCGAAGACACUUCAAGUAAAAAUGCACUUCUGCAUAAAGGAGUAGCAGGCCCUAGACCAAAAAUACAUUCUUUCAAAGCUGCAAAGGAAACAGAUGAAAAUAGUAACUGUGCUGCAGAAACUGCAAGCAGUCAUUUUGCUAACAUGGCUCUGAAACCUACUGGCCACUGGUCCAGCUCAUCGCAAGGCACCGCCAAAAACAUGGAUGAAAAGACUGAAGAAAAGGGGGUGAGUGCUGCCAGGAAUAUCUUUCUCAACAAAGUCAGCCAGGAAGAAUCUGGUUCAUCGCCUCCCAAGUUCCGUAAGAUGAGCACAGCGUUUGCUGCAGGAAAGUCACUGGGUGGGUCAGAAGAAAAGGAGGAUGGGGACAAGAGCUCAGGAGCCCCAAAAAGGAAAGCCUUGCCCCCACUGUUCAAGUUGGGCCAGCCCCCGCAGAAACCCUGCCGACCACCCAGCGUGGACCUGGAAAAGUUCCAGAAGAGCAUCCCAAAAGACAGUGAGUCCUCUCUGUUCUUUGUUUGUUUUUCCAGUCAGAGUGGUGGUCGAAAUGGAGCUGGAAAGAUGUUCCCACCUCCUCCUUCUGAUCAAGAAAUUUAUGAUGGCGUUGAUGAUACCGAUACUGUUACUAGGUCUGUAUCACAGGAUGAAGAUAAGAAUGAUACCUGGUCCUGGGGAAUCUUGAAGAAGCUAAAGGUCAAAGAUAACAAAAAGAAAAGUGUACGAGAAAAAGCAACCAAAGUCAAUGGGGCAGAAGAUAAUGGAGACUUGUCUCUUUCCACAAAGCAGUUUGGAAAAGAUUGUGGAGACAGUGAUGUUUACGAUGAUGUAGAUUCCUCGGACUUCCCUCCACCACCUGACUUCAGUUCACCAAAACCAGUAAACCUUGGAAAAGGUAAAUCAGAUGAAAAAGAUCCACAAAAACUUAAAAAGAUGGAAAGAGAAGAGAAGGAGUUCAGAAAAAAGUUCAAAUUUGAAGGUGAAAUCAAAGUUCUUUAUUCCACCACCACAGUCCAGGAUUUGCCCCAAAGAAAGUGGGGAUCUAAAGACUUACAAGUUAAGCCAGGGGAGUCUCUUGAAAUUAUACAAAAUACAGAUGAUACCAAGGUGCUGUGCAGGAAUGAAGAAGGAAAAUAUGGGUAUGUUCUGAGAAGCAAUUUAGUUGAGAAUGAUGGAGAGAUUUAUGAUGAUAUCGGUGAUGAUUGCAUCUAUGAUAAUGACUAAUGCAGAAUUCUGUGACAGUAAGCGCUUCACUGAAGACCAAAAUCAAUUUUGGACUUCCUAAUUGUCAUGCAAGAAGCCAUUAAAGCUGAUUCCAAGUUAAUCAGUUACACUCUUCAAAAUGUACAUUACUUGUUAAUCUUUUUGUAGAAUUUCAGGGGUUUGUCCUCAGUUGCUUUGUAAGAUAUAUAUAUAGUGCCAUUUAUCAGAGCAAUUAAACUAUGGGGAAUAUGAACUAGAAUUAAAGUUAUCAUCUUCCACUUCGUUUCUACUCUGGUGACAAUCCAUACAAAAACAAUUCUUCUUCAAUUAGCUACACCCAAAGAGGCCAGUUCAGGUCUGUGAAGGAUAUAGAGGACAACAAAUCCUGGGAACAGGUUUCACUGCAGCUCUGUUCUAGUAAACAGCAGAGACUGUCACUCUGGGGAUGACAGCAUCCUGAAAAGGAAUGCUUCUUUUGGGGAUAACAUCCUGUUAUGAAAACAGGAAAUCAAAAGUGGGCAUCAGUUUUCUGACCUGCCCUUCCAACUGUAAUAGCAUUUGCUACACUGACAUGUACAGCCAUGUGCCUCCAUUGCUGAAGUUUAUUUUUCUGUGUUGCACUAGUGAUAGAUUACAGUUUCUUAAAUUUCUCUUUAUUUUGUAAGUACUUUUUGACUAAUAUUAAUAGUAAAACAUUAACUACUUAUGUUACAUACAGAACUCUGAGAUAUAAACCAUAGAAGAGCCUGUUUUAUAGUGUAGUGUUGCUCAGAAUAACUUUGUAAUGUUUAGGUUAAGAUUUAAUUUUUGUUUAGUUUAGGUAUGUUGUUGUCACUAUAGUAAUGUAGGCAUUAAAAUGGACUUACAUGGAAAUAAUGGAAGUAAUUUCUAGAUUAAAAAUAUAUGUAUUUAUCACACCA